UUAGCCAUUAAAUAACUUGCAAAGGAAAAGCAAAACAACUAAGUAACAAUUAUUUAAUAUGUGGACGGCAUAGUAUCUUUCCCCCAAAAUUUUCCAAACAAGAUUCAACAACAAAAAAAGCAACCUGUAUUAUGUUUCAACCAGAGAGACAUUUGUCGAAAAAUAAACCUUAUUGCGGCAAAUCAUGCUAUGGAGCUUAGAAACACAGUCCUCUUACAUGUCAGUUUCUCCACCUUAGCUGACGAUCAAGAUGUCACCUAAAAUACGAAAUAUGCUUGACCAUAACCGCACGCUGAUCUGAGUUCCAUAUGAAAGGCAUAAUACGCAGGAGACAUAGGACAAUGCACUGUGCACCGGGUUCCUGACCUAUGUAUAAGGGCAAAACCAAGGCAAAUUAUAAAUAUAAUAAUACUCACUACGUUUGGUUGGAAUUUGUCAUGAUAUCUAGCAUACAAGUGCACCAUCUGUUGGUUAGCCUUGACAAAGUAAUCAUCAGGAUCAGUACAUUGUAAACAUCGGCCAUUAUCUAAUACAGAUAAUACCACAAUAACCAUUUGUCUUCCUCAUCUCUCUCUCUCCUUCAAGGGCAUAUCUCAAGCCCAAACCUAUGGCCUUCCCUGAUCUCCUUUUCUGCUUGAUCUUCAGUUUAUUGGCAACUUUGAUUUUUACAACUACUGCAGACGAGGCCUCAAAUGAAACAUAUAUUGUGGAUCCUUUACCCUGCUCCAAAGGCAUCAACACAUGUAAUGCCUCGCUGUACCACGAGAACACUGGUCUCCAGAAAGAACAAAUUGCAUCUUAUUACUCUGUUCCCCAGUCAAAUAUCAAUCCUAUCCGUCGUGGAAAUGAAGAAGAUUACCUCAUCACAGUAACAUGUUCUUGCAAAGAUAUCAACGGAACCAAAGGAUAUUUCUAUGAUGCUUCUUAUGAAGUGCAGAAAGGAGACACGUUGCUGGGUGUUUCGGAUAGAAUUUAUAGUGGCCAAACUUGGACGAAUGAAUCAUUUGAGGUGGGGAAUACUGUUUCCAUGCAUCUGAUGUGCGGGUGUGUCGAGAGAGACUCUCAGAUUAUGGUGACAUAUACAGUUCAGAGGGGUGACACGCUAUCAGAUAUAGCUACCCUGCUAUCAGCUGAAGUUAGUGCUAUUGAGAGUAUGAACAGGAAUUUAUCUACAAACCCAGGGUUCAUAGACGUUGGUUGGGUGUUGUUUGUACCAAAGGAGAAAAAUGGAAUACCAAAGAAAGGGAGAAUGCAGAAGUGGGCAAUAAUUGUUGGUGUAUUAGCAGCUGUGACAUUACUUUUAAUGGUUGCAUUGAUAACUAUCCUCCUCUGGAGGAAAAUAACCGAAAAGAGCAGUAAGGAAGAUCCAAAAGGUACAACCAAAAGCCUUAGUUCAAAUAGAGCCUAUUCCUUCCAGAGCCAGAGAGCCGCAUCCAAAAGCAAUGUUCCUAUAGAAAACAUUGAAGAUAUGACAGCUUUUGAAUCAGAAAGACCGGUAAUAUUUAAUCUGGAGGAGAUUGAAGAAGCUACAUGCAAUUUUGAAGCAACUAAGAAAAUCGGAGAAGGUGGAUAUGGCAGUGUGUACUUUGGAGUGUUAGGAGAGAAUAUUUAUAGAGUCUUCCAAGAUGAAAACCCAGAGAGUGCUUUAGAAGUUGUUGUUGAUGGUAACCUGCGAAGCAGUUAUUCCAUGGAAGACUUAUACAAGGUUAGCUUGACUUACUUGGUACAUGUGUCAUUGGUUAACAAAACAGAUAAAUGCUCACUGGGGCGGGUAAUGAUUUCCACUGAGAUACUCCAGGAGCUUGUAAUGAACAACUAG
Messenger RNA from Carica papaya (papaya), 1819 nucleotides. The record is from RefSeq and is a predicted model, not a curated record. Lineage: Eukaryota; Viridiplantae; Streptophyta; Magnoliopsida; Brassicales; Caricaceae.